AAGUGUCGGAUGUUUCGUAUGUGUGACUUAUUUAAAAGCACAAACUCGGUUAUAUUCGUCCAUUCGUUAGUUUUAUUUUUGUUUUUAAUUUUACCUUUUCAUUCGAGACAAAAACCAAGUUAAUUAUUCGUUAUUGCAGUAUUAUCGAUUGUUUAAGUAACGGGCGUGCAUAAAUCUUCGAUUUCGUUUUAAACGUUUAGUGGUUUUUACUGACAUAAAAUAAUAUUAAUACCUAUAAUAUACGUAUUUUUUUUUUCAAUUGUACGGGUUUUUCAUGUCUCGCACACGUGAUCACUGCAGUCAUUUUGUGUGUUGGUGACGACAGUUAUUUUUUUUUUGAUUAAAUUUUGUUUGUACACACAUAUUAUCAUACGGAUAUAAAUUAUCAUAUAAACAUGUGCGAUUUACGAACCAACAACGGAGAAUCCAUGUUCGAUGAUAUUGAUAUGGGACUUAAGUCCAUACUAGACGAAUCGUUCCAUCCAUUUUUUACGAGUAAGAAAACUCAAUCAGUGGCCAACGUCCCAAAAAGAGUCAACCGCAAAUCCUCAGGCAAAGCGUGUGGAGUACCCAGAGAUGGAAAUACCGAUAAAAAAGAAGAAACAGAGCUUUUGUGGAGCAACGUCGUAGAAUCUCAGUCAGCGUUUCUGGGACCAAACCUUUGGGACAACAAAACCAUACCAUACGACAAUGACCUUAAAUAUUGCGACCUCGACGAAUUCCUGUCCGAGAACGGAUUGCCGGUGGAAGGCGACCAUCAGAACGGAACGACCGCUGGAGGCAACGUCAAUCCGGGCACCAUAGUGGCCGUCGGCCACCAGGGCGGCCCAAUCAUGCCGGGCGCCAACAAUCGUUUGUCGUCGCCGCCGCCGCCGUCUUCCAUACACCCGAUUCAACAUUUGCAGACAAACGGCGUGUCCGGCGUGGGCGUCAUACUGACCAAGCGCGAACCGUCUCCGUCGCCCAGCGAACCGCUCAGCCCGAUCACCAUAAACCCGGCAUCGCCAGCAGAUUCAACAUUGUCGUUCGCGUCGUCCAGCAGAGACUUCGACCCGAGAACAAGGCCGUUUUCCGACGAGGAAUUGAAGCCGCAGCCAAUGGUAAAGAAAUCAAGGAAACAGUUUGUACCGGAUGGGCUGAAAGAUGAGAAAUACUGGGCAAGACGUAGAAAAAACAACAUGGCGGCAAAGCGAUCGAGAGACGCGAGGCGAAUGAAAGAGAACCAAAUUGCAUUGAGAGCAGGGUUUUUAGAAAAAGAGAACAUGGGCCUUCGACAAGAGAUGGAACGUUUAAAGAAAGAAAAUUUAGCACUCCGAGAUCGUCUUUCAAAGUUCGAGAUCUAGAAUAUUUCCCGUGGAUUUGUAUGCACCAUAGUAUCCUUACCCUCUGUGUUUUGGAAAAAAAAGAAAUACCUUACCCAAAUUAUCGUUACUAUUUACCACACCGUCGACAGUCAGCUCGUUAAUAUAUAUAAACAACAACCACUCCUCUAAUGCACCGCGGAGGUCGCCUUUAAAGAGUCGUCUUGUGUAUAGAAAUGAGUUUUAUUAUAAUUACGUUUUAAGUUCAUAAAAAUUAAAAACGCAUAUAACCAUUUAUAUGUAUACAAUGAUAUAUGUAUAAUGAAUAUUAUUGCUAUAACACAACUGAUCUCAAUUCCAAAUACGAAAGAAUUCCACACACAACAUCAUUAACAUUUGAUCAGAUUUACAAGAACAUUAUAAAUUCGUCAAUAUACAACAGCAUUGGAUACUAUAUAAAACAAAGUUAAUUUUCCCAGAGUAUCAACUUACAAUAGCUUUUAAGUCGAUGUACAUGGUUUUUGUUGUUCUGUACAUAAAAUAGGUCUACAAUUAUUAAAUUAUUAAUUAUAUAUUAUAUU
Molecule: messenger RNA, 1882 nt
Organism: Melanaphis sacchari
Lineage: Eukaryota; Metazoa; Arthropoda; Insecta; Hemiptera; Aphididae
Product: hepatic leukemia factor-like
Exons: 7
Coding region: 396-1343 (315 amino acids)
Biological process (GO): regulation of transcription by RNA polymerase II
Cellular component (GO): nucleus
Molecular function (GO): RNA polymerase II cis-regulatory region sequence-specific DNA binding; DNA-binding transcription factor activity, RNA polymerase II-specific
Source: RefSeq, a predicted model, not a curated record